Molecule: messenger RNA, 2603 nt
Organism: Benincasa hispida (wax gourd)
Lineage: Eukaryota; Viridiplantae; Streptophyta; Magnoliopsida; Cucurbitales; Cucurbitaceae
Biological process (GO): regulation of secondary shoot formation
Cellular component (GO): nucleus
Molecular function (GO): sequence-specific DNA binding; DNA-binding transcription factor activity
Source: RefSeq, a predicted model, not a curated record
UUCAAACUCUUCUAAUUUUCUCUGUCUGUCUCUUUCUAUUCAGCUCCCUCCAGUCUAUAUACAGUAAUCUCCACUGUGCUGUCUUUCUCAAGCUCUAUCUAUAGCUUGUCCUUCAAUUCCCAUUUAUUGAAAAAAAAAAAGGUGAAAAAUGAAGUGAAUUUAUUGGUUUUUUAUUUAAUUAUUGUGGUUGGUUUUAUUUCACCCUCAGCAGCCAAAAUUACUGGAAAAAGAGAGGGAGAGAAAAAUGAAGUGAAAAGGAUGUGAAGCUUUCUUUCUUUCUUCUUCAAAGUUUUGCACUUGUCAUCAACUGAAGCUACUUCAUCAUCAAAUCUAGGUCUUUGUCCACAAAAAUUUUCAAAAAAAAAAAAAAAAAAGGAAAAAAAACAUGUUCUUCUCCACCAAUAGUAGUAGUAAUACCAAAAAUGGCCAUGACCCAUUUUGUAGUUUGCCUCAUAUUGACCAUUCAUUCCAUCUUCCCAUUUCUUUCUUCCCUUUUCCUUCUCCUUUUGAGGUAAUUGAUGAAGAAUAUGAUCAUCAUCAUCAUCAAGAUUUUCUCAAUUUCAAUAAUAAUUCUUCUUCUUCUUCUCAAAAUAUUAAUCCACCCAUUAUUUCCACUAAUAAUAAUACUCCCUCUCUUGACAAAAUUCUUCCCACAAUUUCAGCUCAAAAGAAGAUGAAGAAAAUUCCACCAAGAAAAAGAUUGUCAAAGAAGGAUAGGCAUAGCAAAAUCACAACAGCCAGAGGGGUAAGAGAUAGAAGAAUGAGGCUUUCACUCCCAGUGGCUAAACAGUUCUUUGGGUUACAAGAUUUGUUGGGUGUUGACAAAGGAAGCAAAACAGUUGAAUGGUUGUUGAUUCAAGCCAAGCCUGAAAUUUUGAAACUUGCAAGAGAAAAAAAUCAUUUCUUGAUGAGUAAUAAUUCUUCUUCUAAUUAUUAUUCAGCUUAUUCCAAUUCUUCAGAGCUUGAUAAUGAAGUUGGAGUUAUUAUUGGUGAUCAAAAUUUGAACACCAAAGAUAAUAACAUCAAAAUAAAGAAGAAGAAGAAGAUGAUGAUCAGAGCCAAACAGCUUCCAAGAAAAGCCAUGGCUAAAGAAUUGAGAGAAAAGGCUAGAGAAAGAGCAAGAGCAAGAACUUUGGAGAAGAAAAAUCAGAUCUUUAUUAGGGAUUCUUGUUCAGAUCAUCAUCCAAAUUUUACCAAAAUUAUUUCAUCUUCUUCUUGGAGCAGUCCUUUUGAAACUACUGGUGGUGGAGAGGAAUCAGCUGGUACUCAAAGCUACAAUAAUCAUAAUCUCAAUCUUGCCAUUGAGGUUGAAAAACCAAUCACUAAUUCCCAAUUUGAUUACCAAUUCCACCAAAAUUUUUCUUCUUUUGAUAUUAUUUUGCCAAAGUGGAGCCCAUCUGAGGAUUCAACUUUCAAUUUGCUGCAUCAACAGCAUGAAUUUGAAGACUCUGAUAUCUUUGGAUAGGUUUAUGGAUGGUCUGCAAGGCAUGUUACAAUCCAACAACAUGGGGUUAUGUUUCUUAAUUUUCUCAAAGGAACCUACCUAGGAGGUAUAUCAAGUUGGAAAAAACAAAUAUUAUUGUUAUUAUUAUUCUGAGAUAAUUUCAUGUCGUGUGUUUUGUUCUUCUUCACUUUCUGUUUGAAAUUAAUGUAAAACAUAGAAAUGUUUCUCAAUAUAUAUUUUCAUGAACUUUCAAUUAGGGACACAAAUAUUGUGCAAACUUUUUUCUAUGUUUCUCUCUUCAUGAUCUUCUUGAACUUUUUGUAGAUAUUUCUUGAGAACCCUUUGUUGAGAAGUUGAUGUCGAAUUAAGGAAUAGAAAAGGCUUGAAAAUAUUGAGAAAUUUAAAUUCGAAAUUCAUUAUUAUUAGCAUUAUUAUUGUGUUUCUUCCCUUUUUUUUUCCUUAUCCACAAUUCCUUUUAUCCCACAAGGAUCAUGUUUUUAUUAUUUUCCUCAAAACUAUGCAUGAUGAUGAUCUAAUCUGUGGAUUACUCUGAAGCCAAUAAGGAGAGAUUUAGAGAGCAUACCUUUUAGGAAGUGAUAGAAUAGACACAAGAGAGCAAUUUAACCAUAUCCACUUUCUCAAAUUGUGGAUUAUGCCAAUUUUCUUAGACACUAAUUAAUGACAAAAAUUUUCAAAGUAUGAAUGAUGGAUUAUGUUUAACAAUAAAAGUGCUUCCAUUACCUUGUAGAACAUAUAUAUCCACUAAAUCAUGUCAUAGGCAACCAAACUAAUUUAGGGAAAUAUCAGCUCAUAGUUUUGAUAAUAAGCUUCAAUGGUCUAUGUAUAUUGUUCAUAGAGAUAAAUAGUAGAAAUUUAGUUUUAUAUAAUUUUGUGUGUUUAUUGAUUGUAAGUUUAUAUGAUUUACUAGAUUAUCAUCAUUGUUGAUUAUUCUACCGCUUUAACUUGGACUUCUUUUUUUGUAGUCUCUUGAUCUUCUUUGUAUGUUUCUCACAUAUGCAAUAAAGUAUCGUUUCUUUAGAAAAAAGCUUAUAUGAUUCGUACAAAGUAAUUUUAUCACAGAGGCUUAGAAAGUACGAAUUUAUAAAGUUUGUGAGAUAAAGGAUGUUUUGGUAGAUGAAUGCAUCUUCUGGAUCUUGGG